CCAGUCCUCCCUUUCUCCUCCCUUUCCUCUCCCAUCUUAAACUUUGAACUUUGAAAUUGAAAGAUCGGAGAACCCUAGCCCUCAGCCGGCAGCCCCGCAGCCACCGCAGCUCCGCAACCUCGCAGCCCCCGCAGCCCCUUUUCCGUCGUCGUUCCCUUCCCUUCGUUGUCUCUCUUCACUGCGUGCGCCCUCGCUGCCUCUUCUCUCCUUGCUGUCAGUCGUCGCUACUCAGCUCCUCGCCGUGGGUCGUCGUUGUUCCGCUCCUCGCCGUUUGUCAUUUCUGCUUUUCUGCCUUCUCACCAGUCUUGCUAGGUGGUCUCUGCUUCUCUGCUCCUCACUCUUCAUAAGAAAAGAAUUAAUUAGCAAGAGUGGCUGACGGUUUGUCAAUUUCUUGAGUUGUUGGGUGUUCAGCUAACUGGUGGUGAUGGGCAGCUAGAAGAGGUUAAGUGGUAACAAGUUUCGGAUAUGCAAGGAAAGAAACUCCUCUUCUUAGUUCCAGAUUCCUCGAACACCAUGGCGGCUUCCAAAACCACAACCAAAACCGAUCUCUUUCUUGCGAGAUUCCACGAGAUCCAGGCAAUCCGAAUCUGAUGAUUGACUCACUCAGGCAGUUGCUUGCUACCAGAGCGGCGGCCAUCUUGUUAAAACGGACAGGCUGCGUCUGCAUAGUAUUUGAGCAUGGAAGACCGUGGAGGACGCGGCGGCCUGGUCAUUGUUGGCGUGGGGGCCUUCCAAUCUCAUGGCUGCCUGAUCGAUCUUGAGUGAUUACAAAAGCAGAGAUAUUGCUCUUUGAUUUCGAAGAUCGGUUACUGUAGCUGGCAACUAAAUCAGAAAGCUGUGCAGUCUAAUCAUGCUGGUCGCCAAUGCAGCAAUCAGAGGAGAAGAGAUGGAUUAUCUAGUCUUUCCACAAAGAGCUCUCCUUUAGUUUCAGUCUUACUUUCCUAAUAAUAAUGCUCACAGACUCAACACAGCUUCCAACUUUCAACUUCCCAUCGCCCAAAUUUGCUGCUUUCAAAUGCCUUUCGGACUCUCUGCCUCAUUUCUCAAAUCUCGCUCCUUCCACCACCACCGGUGGAAGUUUCUGAAAGAGCGAGAAAUUCACAAACAACCACUACGCAAUACAAGAAGAGCCUUAUGGAACAACAAUGGGAAACUAUCAAAAGAAUAUUGUAUCAAGAUGCAGCAUAAUUAUUGGAAGAAUCAUUGCACCAACCUUAAAGGAGGAUCUAUGAUGAGUGAUGAUAAAUUUGAGAAAAAAUACUUGGUGAAUGCAACCUCAAAAAAUUCACAUGAUGAACCAAAAAAAUCACAACCUAUUUUGGAGUUUAUCAAAGAUGGCAUGGAUACUUUUCGCCAGUUUUCCAGAUUAUACGCAUUCUUUAGCUUCAUAUCAAGUGGACUUUCUUCAUCACUCCUUGCGGUGGACAAUUUAUCAAAUAUAUCUCCAAAAAUGUUCUUAAUAGGCUUCUUGCAGUUUCUGAUACCUAACUGCAUCAUGUUUCAAUAUAUUGUUGGUGUGAAUCAAUUAGCCGAUAUUGAAAUAGACAAGAUUAAUAAACCAUAUCUUCCAUUGGCAUCCGGGAAAUAUUCCUUAAGAAAUGCAAUAAUAAUUGUCGCAUCAUCUCUUCUAAUGGGCUUUGGAUCUGCGUGGGUGUUAGGAUCAAGGCCAAUGUUUUGGUGUUUAGUCAUCAGUACUAUGCUCAUGACUGCUUAUUCAGUUAAUUUGCCCUUGUUGAGAUGGAAAAGAUCCACAAUCCUUGCAACAUUAUCUCUUGCAAGUUCUAUGACAAUUGGACAACAUAUUGCACCAUUUCUUCACAUGAAGACUGUGCUCAAGAAGGCACUUAACUAUCCGAGAUCACUAGUUUUUACUGUUGUGGUCGUCAGCCUUUUCUAUACAGUUAUAUCCUUGGCAAAGGAUAUACCUGACAUUGAAGGAGAUAAAGCAGCAGGUCACAAAACCUUGGCAAUACAUUUGGGUCCUAGACGAGUAUUUUGGUUUUGCAUUUCGCUCCUUCAAAUGACAUAUGGAAUUGCUAUUAUAAUGGGAGCAUUAUCUCCUAUCCUAUGGAGCAAAAUUUUUACGGUUGUGACACAUUUCAUCAUGUCCAUAAUCCUUUGGUAUCGUGCAAAUUCCGUAGAUUUAUCGAACAAUGAUUCGUUACAAUCCUUUUAUAUGGCUAUCUUUGUGUUUCUUUCUGUGGAAAACUUCCUUGUACUUUUUGUUCGAUGAAGAUGGAAUGAUAUUUGAUUCUAUAAAUUGUUCAACAUUUAUCACAUGUCACCAUGGAGACUAUCAAUAAGUUCAAAAUUUGAUGUGUUUCAUAUUUUUCGAUUGAUGUUGGGACUAUGCCUUACUGUUGAGAGUUCAGAAAGUAAUAGACUUUGGACUUUUUCUAGAGUUGAUU
Molecule: messenger RNA, 2408 nt
Organism: Arachis duranensis
Lineage: Eukaryota; Viridiplantae; Streptophyta; Magnoliopsida; Fabales; Fabaceae
Product: naringenin 8-dimethylallyltransferase 1, chloroplastic
Exons: 17
Coding region: 1016-2233 (405 amino acids)
Cellular component (GO): membrane
Molecular function (GO): transferase activity, transferring alkyl or aryl (other than methyl) groups
Source: RefSeq, a predicted model, not a curated record